UUUCUCAUCGUUCCUCAUUCCACGCUUUACAUUGGAAACUUACAUUCGUUUAAUCACUUUCGUUAAUUACAGAACCACGCCCACGUGACUCGACGAUCAUGCGGUGCUCCCUCGUGCUGCCGGCCCUAUUAGGCGCCACCGCCAUUUCCGGCGCCGUCAUCGAAAAGCUCGUCAAGGCCCUCCCUCUAGCACAGUUCGGCAGCUUCCAGACGAUAUCAUUAGAGCAAGCCAAGAAGGGCGAGGACUUGCCCAACGGAUUCAACACCACCACCGUUCCCGGUAACGAAGUAGCAUUCAAAACCGCUGCCCUCUCUACUGCCGGCAGCGUUGCGGCGACAUGCACAAACCCAAACGUUCGUUACGAGUGGCGCCAGUACUCAGCAUCGGACCGGGCAGCAUUUGUCGACGCUAUCGCUUGCCUGAUAAGCAAACCGCCGUCGGGGAAAUGGGCACCCGCCAAGAAUAGAUACGAGGAUCUGGUCCGUGUCCACCAGUUGUACAUGCCGAACAUCCACGGCAAUGAUAAGUUUCUGUUAUGGCACCGUUAUUUCAUUUGGACAUUUGAGCAGAUCCUGCGUGCGGAGUGUGGAUUCAACCGUGCGUUCCCGUGGUGGGAUGAGACACUCGAUGCUGGCAAAUUUGCCGCCUCCACCAUCUUCACCUCGGCCUACUUCGGGAGUUUACCAGCCAAGGGCACAAACGGACAGGGUGCUUGCGUUACCACUGGUAAAUUCACUGGAACUCUUCACCUUGGUCCCGGUAGCGACAACGUGGACCACUGUCUUUCUCGGGCCGUUGACGAAUCCCUGACUGCUCAGUGCAACCAGGGCUUCGUCGAUACGUGCAACUCGCGAACCAACUUCCAUGACAUGGCGAGCUGUGCAGAGCUUGGUCCCCACGCCUACGGCCACAAUGGUAUCGGAUCGGUUAUGUCGGAUGUCUCAGCUUCGCCCGGUGACCCCGUAUUUUUCCUUCAUCAUUUGUUUAUCGACCGCAACUUCCGCAUAUGGCAGAACGCCGAUGCGUCUCGCAAGACUAGCAUCAGUGGAUGUGCGGACGCUAAGAGUCCCUGUACACCAUUGACCCUCGACACGAUGGUUUAUGUUGGAGGCUUGAGGCCAGACGUUCGUGUGCGAGAUAUUCUUGACACUAUGAAUGGAGUCAUGUGCUACCGUUACACAUACUAGUUGGAUAGCACACUGUAUAAAUAGGGAGUUGCAUCCUUGGGUCUGGAUUUGUGUCUACUUAGGAUGAGGAGACAGGCCCCAUUGAUGUUGCAGGGACUCACGAAGAUGAGCACCGCCUUAAAAUAAUGUCAAAUUUGCACGCUUGCUCUGCGCGCAUCUUUCCCUUCCCACCACGCAACCAUGCAUUUUCAUCGUUUAGUCCAACUAUUCAUUGUGCUUAGCGCAGCCUGAUGCUCGGACCGAUCGCCUCUUC
Molecule: messenger RNA, 1440 nt
Organism: Pseudomassariella vexata
Lineage: Eukaryota; Fungi; Ascomycota; Sordariomycetes; Amphisphaeriales; Pseudomassariaceae
Exons: 3
Coding region: 99-1187 (362 amino acids)
Molecular function (GO): oxidoreductase activity
Source: RefSeq, a predicted model, not a curated record